Messenger RNA from Durusdinium trenchii, 847 nucleotides. Lineage: Eukaryota; Dinophyceae; Suessiales; Symbiodiniaceae. The record is from the annotation of a GenBank genome assembly.
GGAAGCUCGACAUAGACGGUAGCGUUUUUUGGUUGGCAUCCUCAUCUUCCUCAUCAUGCCUUUCAAGGCCGAGUGGACCGGCAAGGAACUCGCUUCCGCCCUUUGCGAUGGCCUGGUUGCUGAUGGGAAGCUCAAGGAGAAGCCCGCUUUCAUCCGCACCGACCGUGAAGCGAAGAUUGCAGAGCUGUUCGCCAGCAUCGGGCUGGAUGGUGCGAAGAUGGCAACCUUCGACAAUCCGGGGCCUUUGGAGGUUUGCAUUCGCAAGGUCACAGAGGGAGAGGCAUGGGUGGACGAUGUUGUCGCUGGGCUGAUCAAUAUGCUACCUGAAUCUGCUGCUCAUGCAGAAAAACACGUGGAGAUGGAUCAAGAGACCAAGAAACAGCUCGCCGAAGCGCAUGAGCUGACAUUGCACAGGCAACAAGACAAGGGCAAGCGCAAAGGAGGAGGUCGUGGCAAGGGCAAGUGGACGGAUGGCAAGUGGGCGGACGAGGGUUGCUACCAUUGCGGCGGUCAAGGCCACUUCGCCAGAGAUUGUCCUGACAAAGGAAGUGGCAAAGGGAAGGACUGGGGCGACAAGGGUGGAGGCAAAGGCUAUGGCGGUGGAGGUGGCAAGCGAGGAAAGGAUGAAAGCUGCUUCAGCUGUGGUGGCUCUGGUCACUUCGCUCGUGAUUGCCCAGAGGAUCGCGGCAAAGGCCACAAAUAAGGUCCAUCUUGUGGAGUUCGCACAGUGACGUUGAUUCCCAAGGUCCUGGACUGACUAUGACAGUAACAGAUUCCAUCACCACAGCCAAUGAUUUUGAGCGAAAACCAAAAAGAACAACACAUCAUUUGCGUAUGCGAUUCGUGA